AUGGCGGCGAGAAAGUUGCAAACAGAGAUCGACAAGACCUUGAAAAAGGUGGGCGAGGGUGUCGAGAUCUUUGAAGACAUGUACGAGCUGCUGCAGCGCUCCACCAACUCGACACAAAAGGAAAAGAUGGAGUCGGAUCUCAAGACGCAGAUCAAGAAGCUGCAGCGUCUACGCGACCAGAUCAAGACGUGGCUGCAGAGCAACGACAUCAAGGACAAGAAGCCGCUGCUCGACAACCGCAAGCUCAUCGAGACCCAGAUGGAAAAGUUCAAGGCCAUCGAAAAGGAGAUGAAGACCAAGGCCUUCUCCAAAGAGGGCCUCAUAGCCGCCGCCAAGAUGAAUCCGCGCGACCGCGAAAAGGCAGAGAUCUCCGACUGGCUCUCCACGCAGGUCGACGAGCUGGCGCGCCAGACCGAGGCGGCCGAGGCCGAGAUCGAGACCAUCUCGGGCUCGGGCAAGAAGAAGAAGGGCUCCGCCAAGGACGAGCGCGCCUCGCAGCUCGAAAACGCCAACGACCGGCGCAACUGGCACAUGUCGCGCCUCGAGAUCCUGCUGCGCAUGCUCGAAAACGGCAACCUCGACACCGAGCGCGUGCAGGACAUCAAGGAGGACAUUGCCUACUUUGUCGAGUCGAACAUGGAGGAGGACUUUGAGGAGGACGAGGGCAUCUACGACGACCUCAACCUCGACGACGGCGAAGAGGCGUUCGGCCUCAAGGAGAACGACGACCUGCACAGCAACCACGACUCGACCGCCGGCAUGGACGACCUCAGCUUCCGCGACCUCAAGGACACGCCCACCAAGCAGCGACGCGACAGCCUUGCAGACACGCACACCUCCACCACAACCAGCAUCAACAACAAGGAUACCACCAUCCUCACCAGCAGUGGCAGUACAUCCAACAACACCAAGGACAAGGACAGCGGCAGCGGCAGCGGUCAUGCCAAGAAGGAGGAUGCGGCGGCGGCAGCAGCAGCUGCAGCGGCGGCCUCGUCGGCAGCCUCGCAGCCCGCAGCGUCACCUGCGCCACCAGCGGCCAAGAAGACGACGAAGAAGGCGUCGCAGGAGGCGGUGGCGGUGCCCAAGGAGAAGGCGGUGCCUACGGCCAACUUUGCGCAGGCCAAGGCGCCGGCAGCGUCGCAGUCUGCCGUGCUUUCGCCACCCAAGGCACCGAGCGCCGCGCCGCUUCCACCCAUCCGAUAUGCGGCGGCGGCAGCCGCAGCCGUGGCAAGCAGUGCCACGGCGAGCACCAACGACAAUGCGGUUUCUUCGCCAUCCGCCGCCACCGCGCCGAUGGCCAACGACUCGACGGAUGCGAAUGGUGCGGCGUCUGCAAAUGGAGCUGCGUCGGCGUUGUCGGCAGCGGUAGGUGCGCCAUCGACGCCAAUCAAGUCUGGGGUGGAUGCGGCGCGUGCGAGCGAUGCGGCGGACAAGGCUCGGUCUGCGUCGCCAGCGCCGCCUGGGCUGAGCAAGGUGGAUGCGAGCAGCAACAGCAACAGCAACAGCAGCAGCAGCAGCAGCAGCAACAACAACAACAACAACGGCAACGGCGAGGGAGCGAGCACUGGCAUGUCCGGAUUCGAGCCUGCGCAGCUUGCGGCGAGUUCUGCGGCGGCGAGCGUGGUGCAGCCUGCGGGCGGGGGAGCGGGUACGGCGGCGCAGCAGGCGGCAGCGCAGAAGGAGGCGGGCACGGAGGCGCGAUUGCCAACGUCGCUGACGGAUCUGGUGUCGUCGUUCGAGUCGGCCAAGCAAAAGUCGCUGCAGCGCGAGGCGAAUUCGGGGCUGGUGCACAAGUCGCUCGAGUCGUCGUUUAUGAAUGUGCCCGAGGCGGUGGAUUCGGAUCGACCGCGCUACUAUGUGCCACGCAAUCCGUUCCCCACGCCGAGCUACUAUCCGCAGACGCCCGCGGGGGUGUUUGACAAUCCGGCGCUGUACGCCAAGUUUGAUGUGGACACGCUGUUUUACAUCUUCUACUACCAGCAGGGGACGUACCACCAGUACUUGGCGGCCAAGGAGCUCAAGAAGCAGAGCUGGCGAUUCCACAAGCAGUAUCUCACGUGGUUCCAGCGCCAUUCGGAACCGCAGGCGAUCACCGACGAGUACGAGCAGGGCGUCUACGUCUACUUUGACUGGGAGGGCAGCUGGUGCCAGCGCAAAAAGAGCGACUUCCGAUUCGAGUAUCGAUGGUUGGAAGACAACUAA
Molecule: messenger RNA, 2202 nt
Organism: Moesziomyces antarcticus
Lineage: Eukaryota; Fungi; Basidiomycota; Ustilaginomycetes; Ustilaginales; Ustilaginaceae
Product: CCR4-NOT transcription complex subunit 3 isoform X4
Exons: 2
Coding region: 1-2202 (733 amino acids)
Biological process (GO): regulation of DNA-templated transcription; nuclear-transcribed mRNA poly(A) tail shortening
Cellular component (GO): nucleus; P-body; CCR4-NOT core complex
Source: RefSeq, a predicted model, not a curated record